AUGACGCAGGCCGUUAAGAGAGCCUGCGACGCGUGUCACCGUCGCAAGGUCAAGUGUGACGGCAUCAACCCGUGCCGAAACUGCUCCUCCGCGCAACUGGCCUGCACAUACAAUGCCGUCCCCCAGAAGAAGGGUCCAAAGGGCUCCCGCGCCAAAGUCAUCAGUGAACUGCGGGAGUCGCAGCGGCAGACGAGUUUGGCGACCAAAGUUCACAACCGCAUAAACGGCAUCCCUAGUCCGCCCGAUCCUCCCGGAGGCGCGCCGACCCCCGGUAUGCUCGCUCCCGAGGUCGUCAAUGAGUGCGUCGAGUUUUACUUCGCGAAUCUCUACGACAAGGGCCCCAUCCUCGACCGCCGUCAUAUCGAUCAGCAAGCGCCGUUUGUGGAGAAGAACCGAGACUCGUACUGCCUCCUGGCUUCGCUAUGUGCCUUUAUGAUGCUGCAGCCGGGCAUGGCUCUCCCUCCGAGCGACUCGUACGGCCUUGAAAUGGUCCCCGGCGCUACCAUGGUCGCCAGUCAACUGCUCCUGGAGGAAUGCCUGCGUGUCCGCAAGGGGUAUGAGUAUCUCGAUAACCCGAGCUUGCAUACGUUGGCCACGAGCUUCUUCAUCCAGGCCUGCUACCACGCCCUCGAACUACACAACAAGGCUUGGUUCUAUCUUCGUGAGGCUACUACUAUGCUUCACAUGAACGGACUGAACAAGGAGGAGACGUACUCCCAGUGGGAUGCCACUGAAUCUUCUAGGAGAAGACGUCUUUAUUGGCUGUUCUUCGUUCUUGAAAGAGCCCAUGCCAUCCAGUGGCAACGACCAUUAACGCUCCAAGCCACCAUCAAGCCACCCUCCGUUUCGGAUGACCCUACUGAUUCUCAGGCCCCUCAACUGAACAGCUUUGUCAUGCUGGUCAAACUCUUCCACUCUUUCGAUGAUUCGUUUACCGGCGUCUGGAACAAGACGCGGAACAACCAGUCUAGCGGGCACACAGCGGCUCUGCAGAAGCAGUUGAACGAGAUAAUACCUACCUUCCAUUGCCAGGAUGGCCAGCUAGCCGACCUGCAGACCAACCAGCAGUGGAUCAAGACGACGCACUGGCAGCUGACGAACGGUAGCAUUGGCUCCCACAACGGUGACGGUAUCCACUGGCAGUGCCCGCGGGACCUCUCGCAUGAGCUCCUGAUGAAAUUUGCCACUCAAUUCCCCGGUCAAGGGAUGGAACUGUUAGGCUCCGGGCUGAUUGAGAAAUUAUUUGACGUUGGGUCUCACAUGACAGAGUACCUUGCCAAUCAGCCAGCAUCGCGAGAUCCGUUUACGCUCGGCCCCCGAGAGCACCUGAGCCAACUUCUCAACGUGGUCGGCAUGCUGCGCCACGGACACCACCAUUUUCUUCCGUUGUUUUUCAGCAAAGUUCACCAAAUGCUUCCUCGACUCACCAAUCCGAUGCUGGAAAACGCGCCGGACAACUGCCCGCUCGGCAACAUGGACAUUUUCGACGGGUUCGGAAACGCUGGCAUGGCGCAACCACCGCCUCAGAUGCAAAUGCAGAUGGAUUCGGAGUACGAGCGAAAGUUUCCUGUGGCGGAAUACGAGAAGAGCUUCGAGAUGAGCAGCAGCGGAAGCGACGGGAGCAUACAAACGCCUCCGGCCGCCGCGUCCCUCCCUCCUGCUCCGCCGCCGCCGUCGUCGAGCGCCACGGAUAUGGGCUCUCCUUUUGUCAGCUCGCCCGGCAUCAUGUCUCCUGGAGUGGAGUUCCCUCGCCAAAACCUCGGCGACUUCUGUGGUCCCAUGUCUGAUAUAGUGAUGAGCCCAAUAUCAACAGGGCCCGGCUCGUCGAUGAAUGCGUCCAACCAACACCCACACCAUCCGCACCACGUCAUGCAAAACCAGUACCUGAACUCUCCGCAGGUGUCCUCGAGCAUGGGCCACCCUCAUGCCCGCUCCCACGGACACGGCCACUCCCACGGUCACGGUCACGGUCACGGUCAUGGCAGCAUACAACCAGCAGGACAAGGCAUGGGGUAUAAUGGACCAUCGACUGCAAACCAAGGCGGUUUGAACACUGCAUCCAUGCCGUCUGGUCAUUCCAUGUCGCAGACGAUGUCCAACGGGGGCAACGCAAUGGUGGGGCAAAUGCCGCGGCAAGCACCGCAAAGGACCAGCAGUUUUGCAAUAGCGCAACAGACGCAGAUUCCCAAGACGGUGGGCGAUUUCCAUGCACUUCAGCGAUCCAACACGGGCGACCUUGGUGCUAUGUCGGGGAUGGGAGGUCCUGACAUGGACUUUGGCGGCAUGAGGUAG
Messenger RNA from Sodiomyces alkalinus F11, 2292 nucleotides. RefSeq lists its product as hypothetical. Gene Ontology annotation, biological process: regulation of DNA-templated transcription; DNA-templated transcription. The transcript has 3 exons. Gene Ontology annotation, molecular function: DNA-binding transcription factor activity, RNA polymerase II-specific; DNA binding; zinc ion binding. Bases 1 to 2292 code for a protein of 763 amino acids. The record is from RefSeq and is a predicted model, not a curated record. NCBI's taxonomy places the organism in Eukaryota, Fungi, Ascomycota, Sordariomycetes, Glomerellales, Plectosphaerellaceae.